AUGGACAGCACCAGCGCUUGCUUUACGCCCGAUGAAUUGAUCAUCUUUUCUGAUCUCGAUGAGAAAAUCCGGGAUCAUCAUGCUAUCGACAUUUUGGCCCAUCUGCCUAGCGCCCAUUAUAAUGCUACGACAUUCAAGAUGUGGGAGGAAUAUCUAGCCCAAAAAGAAAUGCAAGCGAACGGUGUAUUGGACACUGCAGCACAGGUAAAGCACAUAAAUGGAUGGGCGCUGGACAAGUUCAAAUUCUUACCUAUGAUGGAAAGAGCUUGGGCCAUGAAGCCGAAUAGAGACUUCUACGUCUUUUACGAAACAGACACUUAUAUUUUCUGGGACAACCUCUUCCGAUUUCUUCAAACGUACAACCCAGAUGCAAACGUUUACAUUGGCUCACCAUCUCCUGGACGCCGUGAUCCCAAACGGAGAGACCAAGGCACCCUCUUCGCUAACGGGGGCCCUGGAUAUGUGAUCAGUCGAGGCGCUAUGAAGACCUUUUAUCUAAAUCAUGAUGAUGAGUGUUGUGGCGAUAGCGUUCUGGGGUGGGUGUUAUGGGAGCUUGGUAUUCCUAUGCAUGGACACUGGCCUAUGUUCAGCGAUUACGGCCUUCAUGAUAUUCCCUUCAAUGAUCAGCAUUGGUGCCAGCCGCUCAUCACUCUACACAAAACAUCACCAAAAGAUAUGGUUGAUUUGUUCAGCUGGGAGUUUAGCCAACGGAAAUCCCAGGUCAGUAGCGUUCCAUACAUGUUUCAUACAACUAUUUGCUCCUUCUUCUACCGAGUACGGGCAAGUAAUGUUGAUCUGCUUCAUAGCUAA
Messenger RNA from Trichoderma breve, 810 nucleotides. RefSeq names its product fringe-like domain-containing protein. The coding region runs from base 1 to 810 and encodes 269 amino acids. Gene Ontology annotation, molecular function: glycosyltransferase activity. The record is from RefSeq and is a predicted model, not a curated record. The transcript has 3 exons. NCBI's taxonomy places the organism in Eukaryota, Fungi, Ascomycota, Sordariomycetes, Hypocreales, Hypocreaceae. Gene Ontology annotation, cellular component: membrane.